Messenger RNA from Dromaius novaehollandiae (emu), 11834 nucleotides. It is a transcript of the gene NDUFAF6, whose product is annotated as NADH:ubiquinone oxidoreductase complex assembly factor 6. The coding region runs from base 53 to 1051 and encodes 332 amino acids. Gene Ontology annotation, cellular component: mitochondrion. The record is from RefSeq and is a predicted model, not a curated record. Gene Ontology annotation, biological process: biosynthetic process; mitochondrial respiratory chain complex I assembly. Lineage: Eukaryota; Metazoa; Chordata; Aves; Casuariiformes; Dromaiidae. The transcript has 9 exons.
CCCGCUCGCCCACCGCUGACGGACGGGAGGGCGGAGCGCGGCGGGCCGCAACAUGGCGGCCGCCGCCAUGGCGCUGGGUGGCGCGCGGACCUGCAGCCGCCUGGCGCGGGCAGCCGCUGCGCGCGGCGGGCUCCUCCUGCGGCCGCGGCUCGGCGGCGGCGGCGGCGGCGGCAGGGCGGCGGCGGCGGCGGCCGGGAGCCGGCCGGCGCCCGGAGGGGAAGUGCAGUACUGCGCCGAGCUGCUGCGAAAGCGUGACUAUGAAGGAUUUCUGUGUUCUCUGCUCUUGCCUGCAGAAUCCCGAACUUCUGCUUUUGCUUUGAGAGCUUUCAAUGUGGAACUGGCUCAGAUUAAAGACUCCAUAACUCAGAAGGGUACAGGUCUGAUGCGAGUGCAGUUCUGGAGGAAUGCUGUGGAAGAUAUAUACUGUGAUAAGCCGCCACAUCAGCCUGUUGCUAUAGAACUGUGGAAGGCUGUCAAGAGACAUAAUCUAACUAAAAUGUGGAUCAUGAAGAUUAUCGAUGAAAGAGAGAAAAAUUUGGAUGAUAGAGCAUACAGUAACAUCCAGGAACUUGAAACAUAUGCUGAGAACACUCAGAGUGCUCUCUUGUACCUCACCUUGGAGAUGCUUGGUGUGAGGGACAUCCACGCAGACCAUGCAGCCAGUCACAUUGGGAAAGCGCAAGGCAUAGUCACCUGCUUAAGAGCAACUCCAUAUCACAUUACAAGACGAAAGGUCUUUCUUCCCAUGGAUAUUUGUAUGUUGCAUGGAGUUUCACAAGAGGAUUUCAUAAGAUGCAAGCAAGAGAAAAAUGUGAGAGAUGUAAUUUACGAUAUUGCCAGCCAGGCACAUAUUCAUCUAGAACAUGCUAGAUCUUUAAGUAAGAAAGUUCCUGUGAAGGCGUAUCCUGCUUUUUUCUGUACGGUUGCUUUAGAGGAUUAUUUAUGCAAUAUACGGAAAGUGGACUUCAAUAUAUUUCAUCCGAGCUUACAGAAGAAGAGUACAUUAUUACCAUUGUAUUUGUAUAUUAGAUCUUGGAAAAAAACAUAUUAGAAUAUUCUUAAUAUGAGGUUCAAAUUGCUGAUUUUUUUUUAUUUAAUGUCUUAACUUGAUAGAAUUGUGAAGUAUCUAACUUCAUGCUUCUCCAAACUGCUGUCCAUGGGAAACAGCAGAUGUGCAUGAACUGUAGCUGUCAGCUUGCUGACAGUAAAGUUUACUCUUGGUGUGUUAGGCUGAUAUCUCUGCUUCACAUGUCUGCCAAGUCAUAUAUCCUCUUCUGAGAUUACUUUUCCUGUCUCUCCUGUAAUAACAGCAAUGUGAUAGAAGUUUUCCUGGACAAGUUCUAUACCAGUCGAUACUUACUCUUGAUGGUUUCCACUAUCCUGACAAAAAUGAACGCUUUGUACCCGCACAAAAGCAGUCACAGUCAAUACCCUGCAAAUCAGCUAAGCAGUUGUUUAGUGCAAGGUGCAAACUUCUUCCAAGUACUAAUGAUGUUUCAUAGUUGAAAGAAUGAUUGCAUAUAUUUGGAUAUAACAAAAUUCUGUCAGGAAAAGCUUCAGAAGUCUUCAUUAUCUAGUGUUUAUGUAAUACUCCAAAAUGGUGAAAGAGAUCUGUGGUAUAGAAAUUAUUUAACUGAGUGUUGAGAUCAGGCUUUGAAGUGACUCUAUGUGAUGGGAGGAUAGCUUUACAAACAAGGUCGGAGAGAGUCCUUCUAUGAGUUUUUAUCUCCAACACAGCUGCAACAAAUUUCCGCUCUGCUCUUAGCUUGGCAUCAUCUUUCUUCUGCCCUGAGAGACAUCUCAUCUCUGUACUCUUGCCCACAACUGUCUUUGCAGUAUGGGUUCAGCUGCACCUAUGUUGAUUUUUCUCCAUGUCUCUCAGGAUACCCUCCUGUAUGGCUUCCCUGAAUUUUUUUUCUUCAGUACUUUAAAAAAAAUCUAUUUCUGAAUGUACCAGGUCACUUUAGUCUUCUGUCUCUGCAAAGACAUGGCUAUUUUUUGGUUGGAAAUUACUGGGAGCUUUGUACUUGGCAUCCCUUGGGAUGAAUGAGGUUUGAAUGUGAAAUAUUUCUGAUUGUGUUAUUUGGUAAAAGAAUGCUUCCUAACAUCCAACUUGAUUCCACUGCACAAAUCCAGUAGUUUCCUCUGCCAUCAUCCUUUUUCUAUUAAAUAGCUUUUUCUUCCCAGACCUUUUUUAAUCAGAGUUAAUCUUCUCAGAUGCUUGAUUGUAUGACAGCAUCCUGUAUUUUAUUGUACAGUGCUACAUGAUGAAUUUCCGAGAACAAGAUUUGUGGCCUUUUUAAUCACUGAAUCUCUCAGGACUGAGGAAAUCUUAGGAACCCAAUAUUAAAUACUUAAUUCAGUGAGUUAGCUUUACAUGUUUGAAGUUGGUUUGGCAAUACAGAUCUUAGUUAAUUCUUCAGUUUUCCAGUCACAAGUAAGGCAUUUUUCUUUGUGUAGCUCAGGAUCUUGGAUUCUGUAUUAUUAGAGGUGUGAUAAUUGAGGUUGAUAAGAAACUAGAAAAAUGGGUGCAUAAUACUGCUGUGUAGGAGUGCACUGGAUAUUUUCUAGAAGUAAAAUCUUGCAGGCUAGAUCCAUUUCUCAAGGCAGCUGCUAUAUCUCAUCACUGGUGUUCUUGAAACUGGCAGAGAGGUCUGGAGGAAAGAAAAUAUUUCCUUCCUAUACAGGCACCACAGCUCCUCCUGCCAAAGUAAGAGCAAAGGCUUAAGCUCUGUUGCUACUACCAGGCCAGCUGCACUUUCCCUCUGUUUAUUUCAUGUUCUGGAGAAGGCAUUACAAUGUCUCUUUCUGCAGUUGUCCCAGCCUUGCUCCUAGCAUGCUGAGUCAGGACAAUAGAGGCAGCCCUGGCUUUCCUUCUAAAAGGAAUGACUCUUGUAAAGUCAACUUUUGGCAGGAGCUUAGUACAGUAAAAUGGAGAAGGAAGAAAAGAAGGAAAACCAUGCAGUAUAACCAGGCCACGGAGUUGCUACAAUGAUACCUUGCUUCCAGCCCUGGCCACAAGGCCAAAGCUUUGCUGCGGUGUUGAAGUGGAGUAGAUCUUGGCAAGGUGCUUACAAAGGAAUCAAUGGAAGGGCUGAUCUUUUCUAAGGUAGAAAAGAAACCAUGUGAUGUUGUGAAGGGUUAGCAGGGUGAGAGGAACUUACCAGUGAAUUAGUAAACAGGAUAUGGAAUAAAUAAAUUCAGGUUAUGACUUUGGCCACAAGAGAGUUUAGAGUGACCUCAGAAAGUAAAGCCGUACUUUGAAUUGCAAAUGACAGGAGGCUGUUUGAAUAAGCAGUGUAUGUGGCCUUUGUAUCCUCCUUCCACGGUCAUGCCUGAUCCUGCCCUUAGGAAGCACUGUGAAUGGGGCUAGAGAAUAUGUUUUGCUUAAAUACCUUUCAAACAAGGUACGAUCUUCGUUUGUCUGCUUUGCGUAGUGUUACCCCUUUUAUGGUACUUAGUGCCAUAUAAAAAACUCAGUUCAUCAGUUUUGAUAACAUAAUCCCACAUCCUAUAAAAAUUCAUGCGAUUUCUGGUUUUGUGUUGGAUCUGACAGACUAUUUUCUCAUAUUGGUGCUAACCUACAGGUCAUUUUUAUCAGAAGAUCAACAAGCAAAUCUGUUGCUAGCUGUGAAUUGCACUUCUGAAAAUCAUUUCCAUUGCCUAGUGAGUCUGCACUGGAAGAAAAAUAACAAUCUGCUUGCAUAAAGUUUGCUUUUGACCGUGAUAGUGAAUUGGAGAAAAACACCAGGCUAUUGUUCUAUUCAUUGGCUGCAAAAGUUAAUCUGUUGUUCAUGUAAGAAAGUUCAACUAUACAAGACACUGAGCAGCAGGUGCCGAAAAGGUAGCAGUACUAAGCAGUACUAAGUGAUACAAAUGUCUCAGAAUAAAACUUGGGUAUUUUUUUCAAGUUAUACCUGGAACUUCUGCAUUGUUUUCUGUUCAGAAAACAAAUAUUAAUGCAUUCUGUGUUCUGAGCUAAUCUAUCCCUGGCUCUUUGUUCAGAGAGAGAAACACUGGAGAAAACUCAUUUAAUUAAAGAGGGUCCUAUGCCCAGCCUGCCCGUGUGUUUCUGAAUUACUUGUCAAUAUUAGACCCCUACAGCAGGUCUUACUAAUAUGCACUUGCUAGUCUAUGUAAAACCAGACCAGUGCAGCAGUCUAGCAGGUACACUCCUCACUGACAUGGUUUGUGUAUCUAGUUUUGUAUCUUUACAGUUUUGUUUUCUUUAGGUUAGACACAGAAUUGUAGCUUCUAUCUUUCUCUUUAGGGUAUUGUGUUGGAGUCUUCCAGAGUCUCUUUCUAAUUGUGUUUUGCUAGCUUAAAUCUGGCAGUGAAAGAAUCACAUUACUUCUAUAAGGGAUCUCAUUUUGUCUCAGUGACAGGCAACUACACGAGCAGCUGUGGGGUCAAAAAGCUGAACAAACUGACAGCAAACCUCACUUGAACAGAGAUCUUGCAGUUUAAUUAGUUCCCCCCCAAGCCAUCUAAUAAUCUUAGUCAAAACAAGAUUAAUUUUCAAGGUAAAAUGCUAAAAUCUCAAUCAUUCCAUUUAAGAAAUACCUACUCCCACUUCCCUCAGAACUUAGCAUCUAAUACUUGUGUCUUAUUUUGAUCCUCUCAAUUGUCAUAAUGUUCAGUAGUACCAUAAUAUGCUUUCCAACCAUAAACAUAAUUACUAUACUAUGAAAGGGGAGUGCCAUGCAGCUGAGUCUCUUGUUCUUUUACUUGUCUUCAUGUUUUUCAAAGGAAGAUACAGGAGCAUCCAUUUAGAUAAUUAUGGGCAAUUUAUCCCAAAAUAGUGAGGAUUUUUUUUGUUUAUUGAUCUGAUUCCGGGUUAAGACCUAAACUACAAAAGCUUAGUUACAGAAGGGGAGACAGUGUUAUGCCAGCUGUUCUCAGAACCUGUCUUCUAUCGAGUUUGUUGAUGGCAGCUGUACAUUCUCAAAAGUUAUACUUGCCUUUCUUCCGUCUCAGAAAUCUCCAUCAUUUUUCGGCUUUCAUGAGUCUCAUAAGUCUAUAGACAUCUGCUUUUUUAACCUGCUUUGAAUCCACUGGGGUUGAACCUGUCGUAGACAAUUUUGACAACUUUCACAGAUAGAUGAAACAGGACAAAAUAUACAAGCAAUCCAUUAUACAUCGACUGGUGUUUGCCUUUAUAGAUAGACUAUUGAUAACCAUUCACUGAUUCACAUUCUUAUCUGGAGCAAACUGUUUAGCAUCCUACUCCAACAGAAACAAACUACACAACAGGUUUAUCUUCUAAGGAUGUUUUUCUGUUUGCUAUUCUGGGAUGGGACUCUCCAUGUCUGCAUAAAGUCUGAAAUGCAGGAUAAAUCUGCAUUUCUGUUUCAUGGAUAAAGAUCUAUCAGUCUCUAAAGAAGGAUCCUGCUUCUCUUUCUUCCUACUAGAAAGGGGAUUUCUGAAACCUUUAAUAGCACAGUAGUAAGCGGUUGCAUGUUUUGUGCCAGCCUGUGGCAGAGGAAGGCAAAUUACAAGUUGUAGCUACUCGUGUAUAACCUGCUGUGACAUCUAGAAGCGGCUACCCAUUACUGCAGUCUAGAAGUGAGGAUUACUUUGUCCUGUGCAUUUUACUCUGAGAACACUCCCUUCUUACUCAGGCUCUUUGAAGUUUUUUGGGUUUUUUAUUAGUCUGAAGACUCCAAAGGAAAAAAAAAAAUUAUUUCAAGUGCUAGUUCUCAGUCGCUGUCCAUCGAGAAAGUUGGAAUUUGUCUAAAAACAGAAAUCUGGGUUUUUUUGUACAUAAUGCACAGCUUAUUUCAUCUUGCAGGUAGGCAGUGUGUGACCAGUCAGGGCAUUUUCUUUAAUCUACCUCUAAUUGAUUUGUUCUUUUGUUAAAUUAGCUCAGUCGUACUUCACUUCGUCAGCCUGCACAUAACUAGCCUGCUUUUUUCUGUAAGCACCUAAUGAAUCCAUCUGCCCACUUGAUCUUCAUAUUCAUUGGCAACUUCCUCUAAUAGGUCAUAAGAUUUCUUAAAUAGUCACAAAUCCAUGUCAUAUGCUUGCUUUUCUCUAUUUGAAAUAUCUUACUAGGAACAAAUCAGGACAAGUGGGCAUUCAGAUCUGUCAGAUAAACAUCUUGAUGAUUUUGCUCUGAUACUCAGUAGAGAAUCACAGAAAGAGGGCUGAAAGGGAUGUUGGGAAGUAAUCAAAGUCCCAGCCCAUCUAUAGGCAAAAUUCACUAUAGCUGUAACAUCCAGUUGCACAUGUUAUGGAUAUAGGGGGUGACAAGAGAAUACUUUUAUUUAUAUUUUUAUUGUCAGAGAUUUGGAAUGUAUAAUUUUCUAUAUCUUAGGAAGAUGGUAGGAAGGACUUAGAAUUAAUUGUUGCUUUCAGUUUUGGAUUUACAGCUACUCUCUAGGAUUAUUUUAAAGCAACAUAAAGGAUGGUUUAAAUUAUAUUGAGUUGUCAGUGAAGUAAGGAUGGCAAUACAUCCAGAGUCAUAUCAUUGUGUUUGCUGCCUACUACUACCUUGGCAUCUGAUUGUGCCAACAGGAGAGAGGCUGUAAUAGAGAUGGGAAAUUUUGAAUGCGAAUGAAUCUCUAACUGCUUCCUACAUCAGAAUCACAAGGUGUUCUGGAGAAUCCAAGCCAUAAUGUUGGGGCCAAGGUGGCAAGAUUGUUUAGACUUCUCCCCAUCCAUGCUUAAAACACCAAAACCGAAAAACCUAAAAUGCCACUCUUAAAAAUUCAGAAUGCAUGUCCAGUUUUGCCAGAGUGUAUCCAGAUGCUGUUUCUUGGUAUAUUAUUGCAUAUAAUCAAUUAAGGCUGAAGCAUAAAAGCUAAAAUUUUAGAAUUUCACACCUUGUGUACCUACUCCUGGCAGAGCAAAACAUUGCAGUCUUGGGCAUCCAUGCCUAUUUAGAUUGUCAUGCUUCAAUAAGCAUAAAAUUAAAUGAGGGUGAAGGAAAAACUGUUUAGAUAAAACUGUUGGGCUUCUUCAGUGUCAGAAAGACCACAUUCCUUCACCAAAAUGCUUGCACGUGACAUCCGCGUUUAGAAAUCUGGUCUCUGAUCUAACCAAAACAGCCCAAGCAAAGGUUGGCUGCUAUUUUCACUCUAUGCAAAUCUACAAGAUUCCCAGAUUUGUAUUCAGGCUCUCCCUGAAAUUUCCACUGUAACUAAAAAAAAAAAUAAAAGGAACACUCCACGUGAGGGCUGCACCAAAGGUGGAAAUGUGAGGGGCCUAGUGACAAUGUGUUUUUCGGAAGUGAGAGGUCCGAACUGUAGCUCCAGAAAUUGUGAGAGAUCUGCCUGCCUGCAAAUACUGCUUUUUGUAGUGUGAGUGAAAGACAGAAUCAACUAAUGUGAAGCGGAGGAGGAAUUUAGCCCCAUAAAUCUAAAAUCACAUUGCAGGUAACCCAGCUGCCUGAUACUAGGGGUCUAUAUUGCAAACACCUCUAUUUAAAUAUCUUGAGGAGCAUAGAGCUGUGUCUGUGGGCAGGUACAGAGCCAUCCUGGUUGCAGUAGUCAAUGUGUAUCUCACUAUUUUGUCCUACAGGCUCCAGAAAUGUAGUGUCCUUCUACCUAGGCCUCUUGAGAGUCCUUCAGCAAGCCCAGGAUGUGCCAGCAUGACCAGCCUUUCACAGGCUAGGGCUGUGGCCCUUUGCGGGUGUCUCAAGAACAGAGAGGUCCUGCCCUGACUUCCUACUUAGCCUGUGGCAUCCUCAAACCCACAGGAGUGCCCCGUCUGGCGGGAGGUAGCCAACCUCCAUCUCCUGGAGAUGUAAGUAGGCGACUGUGUGGCUCAUCUUUUCCCACUAGAGUUGCUCCGCAAUACAGCAAAGGAUUCACAAUUCAUUUGGAAAGAGGUGAGAGGGACCGUGAGGCUACAGCCCUAGUGUUGUAUUUGUCCCCUGCACUUGGUCUGGAAGCUCUGGUGUCUGCUUCUGAGACCAGGAAUUAGGUGUUUAUGUGCCUUUGAGAGAUGGAUCCAGGCCUCAGUCUCUUGGAGAGCUUUAAUGCAAACUGUUCCUGGAGGAAUGGAGGUCUGAAACCAUUUUCCUGCCAAUCCACAGAUGCUAUUAUCAUUGCUUAAAAAAAAACCCAAAAGAUUCAAAUAUAGCAUAACAUCUGUUUGCCUUCUUCUAAUGUCAGGCGAUCUAAAAGCACCUUAAGAUUUGUCCGUUCAUAUUUUCUUGAGUUAUUGCUCAUUUCUGUCCCAACUAAACACAAAAAGGUGUUCACCCUCUUAAACCAUAGCUCGGAAUAGAACAGUUUAAGUAUGGAAAUCCAAAUUUCAGCUUAUGGUUUAUUCAGAAAUAUACCCAUGGAACUCAAUUCCUUCAGUGUUUUCUAGAACACUUUACAAAGCCAGGUUCAUGGCAAAUUAAUAGGAUUUGUAUUCUUACAAAUCCUAUUGUCUAAACUUUGAGUAAGAUAACAUGCUCUGGACUGCAAAAAUGCUAUGCCUUUCUAACUCUUGGAAAGACAAAAAGUGCAAAACUUAGGGGUUUUUUUAAGGGAAAAACUUCAAUAGGUCCUAUCUUAGAUUAAUUUCUAAUGAGAGAUGGAAGAGCAUCUUUUCCUUUUAAUAGUGGAAGUUUAGAAUUGGGCAUUACAGAUUAUUUAGUGAGAACUGAAGUUAAAAAUAACACAAAUAUUUGCAGGGGCAGUAAGACACACUGAUCUGUAGCAAACAAAGAGAUUUCUGGUUCGGCUUCUGAGUCCUUUCUUCUCAGGGUGUCAGCUGGCAGUUUGGCUGUGUAGAAAUCUGAGGACAAGAAUGCCAUUUGCAAGAGAAGUGAGCUUUUGCAACUAAAAUGGGAUAAACCCCAAAUGCAUGAAAGGAUGUUCCAUGUCUGUAUUAAUUUUUGUUAUAAACAUAUUUUUUAGGAAAAGGCCUCAUUCUUGCUACCUCUUUGGCAAAUUCUUUCAUUACCUUUGAUAUACAAUACGUGUGGCUUCCUCAUUGUGACAAAUUCUCAUCAAACUAAAACUCAUAACACAGAUGAUAGAAUUUUUUAACUUUCCAUUGGCUGAUCGGAAAUUGCCUUCAAGUUCCAAAGACAUUUUGAAUACAAAGAUAGUGAAUAAAACUGGUCAGAAAUUCAUACUGUGUAAAAACACAAUGUCAGAGAAGCAUUUACCAGAAAAGAAGUUUGGUGUUAGACUUUAUGGCUGUUAUUUGUUAAUGUAUAAUACAAUUAUUGCUGUAUCUCAUCUGUAUGGUACAUAGAGCAGAAGGACAGAAAGAAAAAGCAUGACAUUGCAGUGUAUGGGGUUGGAAGGAACCUUUGGAGAUCGUCUGGUCUAAACCCCCUGCUGAAGCAGAGUCACCUAGAGCAGGUUGCCCAGGACCACAUCUGGUCGGGUUUUCAGUAUCUCCAAGGAUGGAGACGCCACAAACAUUCUGGGCAACCUGUGCCAGGGUUCAACCACCCUCACAGUAAAGAAGAGUUUUCUUGUGUUCAAGUAGAAUUUCCUGUGUUUCAGCUUGAGCCCGUUGCCUCUCAUCCUGUCACUGGGCACCACUGAGAAGAGUCUGGCUCCAUCAGGUGUUUACUCCCCCCCAUCAAGUAUUUAUAUAUGUGGAUCAGAUCCUUCCUGAGCCGUCUCUUCUCCAGACUGAACAGUCCCAGUGCUCGCAGCAACUCCUUGUGUGAGAAAUGCUCCUGUUCCUUAAUCAUCUUCAUUUGCUGGAUGCACUGCAGCGUGUCCAUGUCUCUCUUGUAUUGGGGAGCCCAGCUUUGGACCCAAUACUCCAGAUGUGUCUCACCAAGGCUGAGCGGAGGGGAAGGAUCACCUCCCUUGACCUGCUGGCAAUGAUCUUCCUAAUGCAGAGCAGGAAGCUGUUGGCCUUCUUUUCCAAAAGGCAUAUUUUUGGCUCAUGGGCAACUUGUCCACCAGGACCACCAGUGCCUUUUCUGCCAAGCUGCUUUCCAGCCAGUCAGCCCCCAACCUGUCCUGGUGUCUGGAGUCAUUCCUCCCCAGGUGCAGGACUUUGCACUUCCCUUUUUGAACUUCAUGAGGUUCCUCUGUGCCCACUUCUCCAACCUGUUGAGGUCCCUCUGGCAUCACAACUCUCUGAUAUAUCAACCAUUCCUCCUCAUUUUGUAUUGUCUGCAAACUUGCAGAGGGUGCGCUCUGCUUCAUCAUCCAGGUCAUUAAUGAAGAUGUUAGUUUUGGACCCAGUAUCAACCCUUGGGGAACCCCACUAGUUGAUACCAACCCUCUGAGCCCAGCAAUUCAGCCAGUUUUCAGUCCACCUCCCUGUCCAGCUUUCUAGUCCAAACUUCAUGUAUCCAUCUGAAUUCAAGUUCAUGGCUUGGGGCUGACAUUAAGAAUGGCAUUUAAGCAAUCUUAGCUCAGGGAGGGGGGAAUCAUUCUCAGGUCUUGAAUCUGAAUCCCCAAGUUUAUUUUCUAGUGUAGAUAUACAGAUAUUGGCGCUCUCAAUAUAUAUCGGAGGAAGUUCUUCACUAAGCAACAGCAGUUUAUGUAAUUUUAAAGCAACUCCCAAAGCUUUUGCAAAAAUGUAUUUUAAACAUCUAACAGACACAGAAAUCCAUAGUAUAAAUAUAGGCUUGACAAAGUAUUUUACAAUGAUAUAAAAUUUCAGACAGUCCUGUUUUACUGGACAUGUUGUUUAUAAUAUAUGAAAUAGAUAAGUGUUGUACUUUUCCUUGCACAAAACCACAUGCCUAUACAUAUAAAUAUUGUUAUUUUAUUUUAAAAUGGAAAUGUUUAAAAUCAGUUACAUCUUAGGAUAUAAGAACAAAUUUCCUCUGACUGCCUCUUCUUAAUGUUACAUGCAAAAUCACCGUAAUAUAUCUAUUUUGUGAACGUUAAAUGCAAUUCCAUGAAAAUGGCAUGAGAAUCCAUAUUUGUCAUUCAGCUAUUUCCACUGCAUUGUGGUCAGUUUGUUAUUAAGAACAUUUUUUUUUUAUGUUGAGAGUAAAACUCUAAUCUCACCUUGUCCCUGCUGAAGUUAAAGCACACAUUGACCUGAAUCCUACUCAGAGAAUCAAGGUGUUCAAAAAUCAUUAACAGUAAAUCUCCAUAGUUCAGAUUUGUCCCUAGUUAGCUAGUUAUUUGGCUUCAGUGGAUUAGCCAAGAAGUAACUGAUCAAAGGUUAGCAAACAGGCAUAAUAACAUCUCAGAAGAAUACGAACGAUAGGGGUGCUGGCUCCUACAGAAUGCAUAGAAAUAGAAGUCAGCAAAAACGUAUUAAAAUACAUUUAUAUAUAAUAUAAAUAUAGUAAUAUGCUUAUAUAUUAUACUAUAUAAUAUCAGUAUAAUAAUUUAUAUCUUAAUGAAUUUUUAUGAAAUCAAAAGACACUUGAUGUUAUGGAGGUGAAAAAAAAUCAGUUCCUUCAUUAUCAGUUGGUGACUAUUAAACAUAGUUUUGAUUGCAACCCCUAGCACAUGAAGCCCACCCCUCCAAAAAAAAAAAAAAAAACAACCUAUUGGAAGCUCAGUUAAUGAAAUAAAUAUUUAAUUGCUCUAUUUUUGUAUUUUUUUUCCUAAGCCUCCACCAGUGGUCAUUGUUGGAGACAGGGUACUAAGUUAAAUGGAGUUCAGACACAACCCAUUUAAGUUAAGUUUGAAGAACAGACUGGUGUGUUUUGAGCAUUAUGGACUUUUUAUUUGUUUAUUUUUAGUUCUAUUUUUUGAUUUCAUCAAACUGAAGAGAACCCAAAAAGGAGUGAGGAAAUGAUAGGAGCAGAAAAGAACAGUGCCAGAGUUUGCAGAAAAGUUAUAGAAAACUGUCAUAGACAGACUAUGCAGCUCUCUACCAGAGUUUGAAAAGCUACCACAGUAUGAUCUGUUUGGAGAGAAAAAAAAAAGCAUUAAUAAAAAGAAGUUUUUCAUGCA